UCAUCAUAGUCAUAGCGCAGCGCAGACUGUGGCAGCAGAGCAUAGUGUGCGGUACACAGCCAGCAGCGUCGUCCUUGUGGUGAGUGAGGGAGCGCCAGCACCAUCAAGCGCUGCUGGUUGGUUCCUAUUGAAAUGGUAGAAUUCAAGGCUUGGCCUGCUCGGUAGGUGAGGGUGCUCGUAACUGGUGGUGGUCAACAUCGAAUGCCCUCACUCACACACACACACACACACUAUCUAUCGUCUCAGAUCCUCCAUCGGUCCUCAUCUUGCCUUGCAGACGGCCCUCUUCUACUCGGCGAUCUUCUCCUUCCUCCCAUCACUCGCUCCCCUGCUACUCCCGGCCUUGUCCAACCGUUCAGGCGUUCGGCCUGCUGAAUUUUAGUCACCGGUCACCACCUCAGCUUGCUCCAUUCCUUGUCCAGUAGCUAGUGCAUGCAGUAGUGCACAUCACAUCGCGACAAAUGCAGCUCUCGGCGGCGGACAGCAGGAAGAAGAAGCGGCGGCGGCGGCGGCGGCGGAGGGAGCUGCCACUGCCAGCGUCAUGCUCCUCGAGAUCUGCUGCCGGCGCCGCUCAAGGUCAGUGCCAGUGCUGCUGCUCUAGCCCCGACGGCGGCGGCGGCGGCCUCGUGGCGACAACAAUGCCACCGCGCGCAUUCUCUCGCUGCUCCACCGGCGGCGCCUCCUGCGCGCCGGCACCGGCCGUCCGUCUCGGCACCCAGCAGCACAAGCUGACGAUGCUCCUCGUUGCACUCGCGCUCCUCCUCGUCCUCCCUCCUCCUCAUCUAGUGGCAGCGGUCUCGGUGUCGGUGUCGCCCCGGAGGAUGGCGAGGAUCCAGAGCCAUCUCGACAGGAUCAACAAGACCCCCGUUCGCUCCAUCCAGAGCGUGGACGGCGACACCAUCGACUGCGUGGCGGCGAACGAGCAGCACGGCCUGGACCAUCCGCUGCUCAGGACGCACACCGUCCAGACGGAGCCGCCCGAGGCGCCCAUGUGGAGGGGCCGCGGCGGCGGAUUCGUCGUCGUCCCCGCCGCGGCUGGCGGUGGUGGCGCUGCGACCGCGACUGCGACUGCGACGAACGGCAGCAGCAGCAGCAGGAACAACGACAGGCGCCAAGGCGCGUGGCAGACGUGGCACCACGGCGGGCACUGCCCCAGAGGCACGGUGGCCAUCCGGCGGACCACCGCCGACGACGUGCUGCGCGCCAGGUCCAUCUCCCGCUUCGGACGCAAGAGGAGGCACAGGAGGAACGCGGCCGUCGCCGCCGCACGCGCCGCCAACGCGCCCGACGUCAUCACCGGCAAUGGACACGAGCACGCGAUCGCGUACACGGCGCCUUCGCAGCAGCAGGUGUACGGGGCCAAGGCCACCAUCAACGUGUGGGAUCCGGCCAUCGAGGAAUCCAACGGCUUCAGCCUCUCCCAGCUCUGGAUCCUCUCCGGCUCCUUCAACGGCUCCGACCUCAACAGCAUCGAAGCAGGAUGGCAGGUCAGCCCUGAGCUGUACGGGGACAGCAGGCCGAGGCUCUUCACGUACUGGACAAGCGACGCGUACGAGGCUACUGGUUGCUACAACGCGCUGUGCCCGGGGUUCGUGCAGACGAGCUCCCGCAUCGCCAUCGGCGCGUCGAUCUCGCCGGUGUCGUCGGCCGGCGGCGCGCAGUACGACAUGACGCUGCUGAUCUGGAAGGACCCGAAGCUGGGCAACUGGUGGCUCAGCUACGGGGACCAGCUGGUGGGGUACUGGCCGGCGCAGCUGUUCACGCACCUGUCGGACCACGCCACCAUGGUGGAGUGGGGCGGCGAGGUGGUGGACACCAGGCCCGCCGGCGUGCACACCGCCACGCAGAUGGGGUCCGGCCGCUUCGCCGGCGAGGGGUUCGGCCGCGCCAGCUACUUCCGCAACCUCGAGACGGUGGACGCCGACAACAGCCUCGCCGAGGUGGCGCUCGACGCCAUCCAGACGCUGGCCGAGAACCCCGCCUGCUACGACAUACGCAAGGCCUACGACGAAGACGACGACGGCGGCGGCGGCGGCCAGCACUCCGCCCGCGGAGGAUGGGGAACCCACUUCUACUACGGUGGCCCGGGACACAACCCGGCGUGCCCCUGAUGGUCUCAAGUUAUCUGAAUCUGAUGAGUGCAUGGGACCUGAUGAUGACCACCGUACCAUACCAUGGAUGGACUAAUACCUGCAUGCAUUUGAAUUAGUUCAUCUACAUAUAUUAAUUAAUCCCACAUCAUGCUGCAUCAAGCAUCAUCUAGCUACUAGUAGAGUACUGUAUGUGUAGCUUAUAUUUGCAUGAAUAUAUGCAUCAUCUAGAGGACUAGGAGAAUGUAUCCGUCAUGGUUCGCUCCCUAGGUAGCCAGUCCAGUCCAACAAGGCGGAUCGUGCAUGCAAUGCUUCCACCUGUGUGUACGCGUGGCCAAAUUUUGACGUACGAUCGUACGUGUGCAAGCUUUCGCUAAUUCUAGCUACCUGUAAGGACUUGCAAGAUGUAAUUAACUGUUGAUUUAUCUGUUCUUUCGAUGGACCCCCAAGGAUUCAAAAUUUGACUUUUUGAUAAAGUUUCA
Molecule: messenger RNA, 2572 nt
Organism: Sorghum bicolor (sorghum)
Lineage: Eukaryota; Viridiplantae; Streptophyta; Magnoliopsida; Poales; Poaceae
Exons: 5
Coding region: 462-2111 (549 amino acids)
Source: RefSeq, a predicted model, not a curated record